Dentiscutata erythropus is the source of this 1449-nucleotide messenger RNA. Lineage: Eukaryota; Fungi; Glomeromycota; Glomeromycetes; Diversisporales; Gigasporaceae. The record is from the annotation of a GenBank genome assembly.
AUGUCGAAUGAAACCUCAGCAUUACCUGCUGAAUCGAGUGUACCAAAGCAACCCCAAGAAGAACAAGGGCCAGCUAUUCGUAUAGUUCCACAUAUUGACGGUCCUCGCUCUCUGCAUUUUGAUAUCAUCGAGCGAGAAGUUCCUGAAACUGUAGUGAUAAAAAUUGGUCGUUUUACGGACAAAACUCUAGCACCAAAUAGGGUCACGUUUAAGAGUAAAGUUGUAUCUAGAGGUCAUGCAGAAAUUUGGACUGAAGGCGGCAAGUUUUACAUUCGAGACACGAAAUCAUCUUCUGGUACUUUUCUAAACCAUGUUCGUCUAUCUGCUCCAAGCGCUGAAAGCAAACCUUUUGAAUUAAACGAUGGAGAUGUUGUUCAACUUGGAGUCGAUUAUCAAGGUGGAACGGAAGAAAUCUAUCGUUGUGUGAAGAUGCGUAUAGAAUUAAACCGUUCAUGGCAAAGACAGGCCAAUCCAUUCAGCCUCAAUGCAUUGAAACAAUUCAAACAAUUGACGAGCCCCGAAGCGUUAAGACAACAAACUACAGAUUGUUGUAUUUGUUUAUGUGGAAUUGGCCCUUGUCAAGCAUUAUUCCUUGCACCUUGUUGCCAUAUCUUUCAUUAUAAGUGUAUAAGACCGCUUUUAGUUAACCAUCAUCCUGGAUUUUUAUGUCCACUUUGCCGUAGUUUUGCUGACCUUGAAGCACAAAUCGAUAAUCCUGUCGAUUGGGAACAAUUGCUUGCUGAACAAGAGGAGGCAGAGAAAAAAGAAAAUGAAGAUCCCGAGAUAAGUGCAAAUAAGGAGAAUAUAGUAGAACAAUCAGAACAAUUAGAGCCCGAAAAUGGGUCCCAAAACGCUGGGCCAUCUACAUCAUUAUCAAAUAUCCAACCACAAAAUGUAACAGAAUCACCACCACCUGAGGUGGAUGCGAUGGAAAUUGACGAACGACUCAAUUCGCUUUCCCUUGUAUCUGCACCUCCUUUAGCAUCGAAAAAAACUUCUGCAGUACCUAUACCAAGAAAUAGGAAAAUGUCAAAUUCUUCAGAUGAUGGUGAUGACCAAAAUUUAAUACUUGGUCGCACAUUACCAUCAAGUCCACCAACUUUACCGGUAACAAAUUAUAUUGACGAAAAUCAACAUCAAUCACUUCGAGAACAAGGUGGGGCGCAAAGGUUAGAUGAGAUCAUCGAAGAAGAUGAAGGCUCAGUAGGUUCAUCGAGUCCUGGUAAAAAUCAAAAUCCUACAACACCACUCCAGGAAUCAAGUUGUUCUUCAGCUAGUAUGAGUGGUGACGAUGAUGCUAUAGUAAUAGAAAAUGACUUAGAUCAAGUAAACGAUAUUACAACUGGGUAUGUUGAUGUAUCGUCAGUAAGUAGACAAGUUGAUGAUUCUAGAGUAAAAGGAAAAGGUGUUGAUCGAUUAGGAACAAGUCACAUAGAAAAUCAGUUAUAA